Messenger RNA from Lolium rigidum, 772 nucleotides. Its product is annotated as chaperone protein dnaJ 8, chloroplastic-like. The transcript has a single exon. Lineage: Eukaryota; Viridiplantae; Streptophyta; Magnoliopsida; Poales; Poaceae. Bases 1 to 444 code for a protein of 147 amino acids. The record is from RefSeq and is a predicted model, not a curated record.
AUGGCCGCCGUCGCCGGAGGAGCAGUGCUGCAGCUGCGCGUCCCGCCCACGCCAUCAUCAUCAGCGCCGGAGCAGCGGAGCCGAAUGGCGCAGUCGAUAAGGUGCGGCGCGGCCGCGGCGAGGGCAGCCGGCGCGGUGGAGGAGGACCACUACCGGACGCUGAGGCUGGCGCCGGGCGCCACCAGGCGCGAGGUCAAGAAGGCCUUCCACCGCCUCGCGCUGCAGUACCACCCGGACGUCGCGCGCCACCACGGCGACGGAGAAGACAACAGCGACCUGGACUUCCAGCGGAUCAACGUGGCGUACCAGAGGGUCAUGGCCAGCAUGCGGGAGGCGGAGGCGACGCUCGAGCACUGGCGCGCCCGCUACGGCCUCGCCGACGAGGACCUCGACCGGUACCGCCGCUACCUCCACGAGGACGACGACUGGUUCGCCGACCUCUGAACUCUACUCUGCAGCGGCCGGCGCGCGCGCGCGUGCACGCGUCGCGGUAGAUUUGUGGAAUGUCGCUGUGUUGUUUCUCCCCUGUUUUUAUUGCGGGGAGGAGGGAUGCAGCAAUUUGGUUCUAACAGUUGUAAUUGGAACAGCUUGUGAAUAUAGGAACAAUCCGAGGAAUUUUAAUUUGAGGAAAUUGUAACUCAGGAUUGCCUCUUUCGUUUUCAGUGAUAGUCGCACCGUCCAACUGACAUCCUGCCGGAUGCUUCAGCUUGCUUUCAUUUUCUACAUCGACUGUUCCCUUCUUCGAAGCUGAGCAAGGACUCUAAUUGUGCAA